This is a messenger RNA of Euleptes europaea (tarantolino), 2364 nucleotides long. RefSeq names its product ubiquitin carboxyl-terminal hydrolase CYLD-like. Gene Ontology annotation, biological process: protein K63-linked deubiquitination. The record is from RefSeq and is a predicted model, not a curated record. Lineage: Eukaryota; Metazoa; Chordata; Lepidosauria; Squamata; Sphaerodactylidae. Gene Ontology annotation, molecular function: K63-linked deubiquitinase activity; cysteine-type deubiquitinase activity. Gene Ontology annotation, cellular component: cytosol. The transcript is spliced from 14 exons. The coding region runs from base 1 to 2364 and encodes 787 amino acids.
AUGACUUCUACGCUCAUAUCCUCCUCCUACCAGCGUUCUCAACCGGAUAAGAAUAUUUAUUACAUCCUCAUGGAAAACCACCCCUAUGGCAGCAAGUUGUUUUGUGCGGGGAGCGUGUGUUACCUAAAAGAGCAGACGUACCUCCGGUAUAUUAAAACUGACAUGUCCUCCACUCGCUUCUGGAGGUUCACCAUGGUAGAGGACGAGUCUGUGGUCACGAUGGAUGUAGAGAUUCUGCACCCCCUGGAAAAGAAGGUGGCGGAUUUCCUCAUAGCGAUCAGCAACUCCCACGAGCGGUUGAACUGUUUUUUGGAAAAGCUUGUUUUUAACUCUGCUAUGAAUGCCAGAGAGGGUCAGCAGGUCCUCGUAGAUUUGGACCAACAGAUUUUCCCUGGUACCCUACGCUAUAUUGGGAAGCUGAGGAACCCUUCGCCAUCUGGGCUGUGUCCAAUUUACUUUGGGGUGGAGUUGCAGGGUGACGGUGUUGGCAAAGGCUACUGUGAUGGCUCCUAUAACGGGAAAGAGUACUUCAAGUGUAAACCGAAUUGCGGCCUCUUUCUGCCGUGUAACAAACUGCAGUUUGCAGCAGCAUCCGAGAACAAGAUGGAGCAGGAAGAAAAGCUGGAGGCCGUUGAGGACAGUCCAGUGAAAGUGGGGGAAACGGUUGGCUUCUAUAUGGAUGAUGUCUACACUCGAGGAGUAGCCAUGGCUGUAUACAAGGAAGCCAGCAACUGGAUGGUUAAAGUGUGCCCGGAGGAAGAAGGGACCACAGAUGUUUUUCGGGAGAUCCCCAUGGACUCCGUGGUGAAGGAGGAACUGCUGUCAUCAGCGUUUCCGGUCGAAGCGGACGGAGGGCCCUGGAUGCAGCGGAAACGCGGGAGAAGCGAGAGCCCAGAGGACGAGGAGAACCAGCCGCCCUCCCUGGACAUGAACUCCAUGGUGCAGAUCGACCUGGGCGAGGGCGGUUCUGUCACCGGCACAAUCCGCUGGAUCGGCUACAUGUUGAAAACACAGGAGAAAAUGGCCGGGAUCGAACUGGAUGAAGAGAAGGGGGUCUGUGACGGCGAGUGGCAGGGGGUGCGCUACUUCACCUGUCCCUCGAAGCGGGGGCUCUUUGUCAAGCUGGAGCGGUGCAAGCCCGACAUGCGCUUCCAGUGUAACGACCGCGCUUUCCUGCAGGCCGUCGAGUUCAGUGGGCUGGAUACUCCGGAGGUUCUGAGCAACCUGCCCCCUCUCAGGGAAGAUGUAGCGGUGCGUGUGCUGCAGGGGCGGAUGCGGGGGAUCCAGGGCCACUGCAACUCCUGCUACAUGGACGCCGCCCUCUUCAGCCUCUUCUCUUGUACUUCCGUGCUGGACUCCAUGCUCUUCAAGCCUUCCCUCCCACCUGACAGACACAUUCAGAAGAUUCUCCGGGACAAGAUAGUCAACCCGCUCAGACUGAAGGGCUUUGUCGCCGCAAGCAGCGUGAUGAACCUUCGGCACCAGCUGACUGAGAAGGGCCAGUGUUCCAGUUUCGUUACUUCGGAGAAAGACCCUGAGGAGUUCCUUAAUCUCAUUAUGCAUCGCAUCCUUGGAAUUGAGCCACUUCUGAAGCUACAGUCUGGGAAGCUUAAAGAACAGGAGUGCUUCUGCUACCAGAUCUUCAUGGACAAGCAGGAGGACUUGGUGGUGCCCAACGUCCAGCAGCUGGUGGAACAUUCCUUCCUGUCCUCGGAACUCAAGCUGGUGGAAAUUCCCUCCUGCUUCAUCCUCCAAAUGCCUCGUUUUGGGAAGGAGUAUAAAAUGUUCAGCAAAAUCAUCCCUUCUUUGGAGCUGGAUAUCACAGACCUACUUCUGGAUAGUCCUCGGGAGUGCUUUGUGUGCGGAGACGUCGCCACUCAAGAAUGCUCGGCGUGCUUUAAAGACAAGAUGUUUGCGGACACGGGACUGAAGCAGUAUUGUGAUCCCUGCUGCAAACAGGCUCAUUCUCAUUAUCGGCGCAAGAUGCACCACCCCACCAAGUUGCGCAUCCCCGAGGGGUUCUGUGGGGCGGGCCCCCGUGGCAGCCUGCGGGUGCCGCGGGAGAAACUGGAGCUCUUUGCGGUCCUCUGCAUCGAAACCAGCCACUAUGUCUCUUUUGUGAAAUACGGGCCGGAGAGAGAGAACUGGAUGUUCUUUGACAGCAUGGCAGACAGACAUGGUGACGAGAGUGGCUUCAACAUCCCCACCGUGACGCUGUGUCCGGAAGUGGCCAAGUAUCUGGAGAUGCCGGUGGCCGCCUUGGCCAUGGAGCAGCCUCGGGACAUGGAAGGAGUUGCCAAGCGCCUCUUCUGCGAUGCCUACAUGUACAUGUACCAAAGCAAGAAAAUGGCGCUUUAUAAGUGA